UUUUUUUAGCUCAACUACGUUCUGGACAUCAGCAGACCCAAAGAUGAGCUGAUUGUUGAAACGUCUUCUGGAUGCAUCACGCGGGCAGAUUUUUGGACACUGGGUUUAAACAAACAAAUGGAAUCGACUAUUGGAAAUGGCUGUUUUGAGCUUAUCACUAAAAUUGUUCAGUCAAAGGGGAUAAGCAUUUACAUAGAAAAUCUGUAUGUCACCCGGACUUGGCUUGCACCCUAUGGCUGUGAUCCAUUGCAGUCCUUUCCUACUGAUGCUCAGAGGAUGGACAUCAUAGUUCUCCCUCUCUGGACACCUGGUCAUUUCCAGUUGUGUGUACUGAAGCCACCUAAAAGAGAAAUCCUCUUUUUUGACCCAUUAUACACAAAGGCAGGAUUUGGUGGCCAACAAUAUGUUUCACUUUUGAGGAAUCUUGCAGUGAAGCUCAUUCCCGGGCAGUGGUCAGAAAAAAAGAGCUUUGACUUGAAGGGUUUUCCAAGCCAAGACUAUGGAGUUGACUGUGGGAUCUUCAUGCUGAUGUCUGCUCUGUACGUGGCACUGGAUGCACCAUUUGACUAUACUAUAUCAGACAUGCCCUAUUUGCGUAAAUUGUGGUCCUUGCUGUUGAUGUAGAACUUUGAUCUCAGGAGCUCUGGCAAGCUAUUUGCACACUGGAGAGAGGAAGCCAAAGCUGUGCUUGAAGGACAACACGUGCCCAUUUUCAGACUGAAAAAGCGCAAGUUCCAGGAAGUCAGUCAGGAGCCAGCAAUUGUUGAAGAUCUGCGUCCUGCUGUGCAGUGGGUUGUCCAAAAUAAGGCACUUUUCCGUGGACACGUAACAAUGCCAAAAUAUCUGUCCUUAAAUCAAGGGGACCAGCAGAGGGUCUUAAGAGACAUGUCAGAGGAAGAAGACACUGGAGCAAGGGACUUGUUCCUCUUUGUUUUUCAGUUUGCAGAGGACAUGGAGCUCUUUUUGAAAGCAUGUGCUGAUGAGCAGGGACUAAGGGUCAGUGCUAUGUCUGACAUGUAAUGGACAAAUGAAGGCACUGGCUGUGUUUGUUUGUUUGUUUAAUAUGUCGUUGCUGUUUUUUGUUUUGUUUUUGCAUAGUACAAAAUUCCAAUUAAACUUAUUUCAAAAUGUU
This is a messenger RNA of Oreochromis niloticus (Nile tilapia), 1132 nucleotides long. Its product is annotated as sentrin-specific protease 1. Gene Ontology annotation, biological process: proteolysis. Lineage: Eukaryota; Metazoa; Chordata; Actinopteri; Cichliformes; Cichlidae. The record is from RefSeq and is a predicted model, not a curated record. The transcript has 11 exons. Bases 118 to 624 code for a protein of 168 amino acids. Gene Ontology annotation, molecular function: cysteine-type peptidase activity.